AUGGUAGACUUCAACUUCGUUGUAAUUUACGUCGACCCAAUACAACCACAAGAUUAUGUUGACCGAGUUAGCGCUGAUUUCUCGUGUCCACUGGGAGAGUUUCCGUGCGGGAAUCUGUCGAUGUGCAUCCUGCAGAAGUUCCAGUGCGACGGCCUCGAGGAUUGUCCGAACGGUGCAGACGAAGCUUACCAGCUAUGUCAGCUGGACGUCUACCCGAAGCAAUGCACCUGUAAGCAUCUCAGCUAUAUCUCGUGCAUCGACCAAGGAUUAACGAACAUACCCGAACCGAUACCCGCCAACGCCACCCGUCUAGUUCUAAAGGGAAAUGCCAUCUCUGAGAUCAACAACGCAGCCUUCGAGGAGCUGACCAACUUGGAGCUACUGUUCCUGCAGGACAAUGACUUAGAAGAUCUUCAGCCAGGAACCUUUGACGGACGCUGGCACACAACGAGAUACGAGUCGUCGAAGGAAACGCUUUCCGCUAUCUGCAUAAUCUCGUCGAACUCAUCGGACUUCCUCAUGGGUCUGUAUCUAUUCAUUAUCGCCGCACACGACGUCAAGUUCCGCGACGAGUACAUGCGACGCUACGCUCGUCUGUGGAUGGACAGCGUCGGAUGCAAGAUCACGGGCGUGCUGGGCCUGCUGUCGUGCGAGGUGUCCAUCCUCGUGCUCACCUUCAUGUCCGUCGACCGCUUCGUCUGCAUCGUCUGUCCGUUCGGCCCGCACAUCGUCUCCAUGAAGCACGCCGUUGCCAGCAUGGUCGUCAUCUGGUGCGUCGGCCUGCUGCUCGCGCUCCUCCCGCUUGCCUCCGUGCAACUCUACGGAAACUUCUACGGCAGCAACGGCAUCUGCCUGCCGCUGCACAUCCACGAUCCGUACAUGGUCGGCUGGCAGUACUCGGCGUUCGUCUUUCUCGGCGUCAACUUCGUCGCCUUCGCCGUCAUCUGCGUCGCCUACGUCGGCAUGUUCGUGAGCAUCGUGCGCACGCGCAAGGCGACGACCGUCAAUCUCGACAUGGACAUGUCGUUUGCGAAGCGCUUCUUCUUUAUCGUGCUCACGGACGCCCUCUGCUGGAUACCGAUAAUCAUCACCAAGCUGCUGGCGUUCAGCAUCGACAUCCCGAUGGAGCUGUAUGCUGGAUAGCGGUCUUCAUUCUGCCUAUCAACUCGGCCAUCAAUCCGCUGCUAUACACGC
This is a messenger RNA of Priapulus caudatus, 1194 nucleotides long. RefSeq names its product relaxin receptor 2-like. The transcript has 9 exons. Gene Ontology annotation, biological process: G protein-coupled receptor signaling pathway. The record is from RefSeq and is a predicted model, not a curated record. The coding region runs from base 1 to 1143 and encodes 380 amino acids. Gene Ontology annotation, molecular function: protein binding; G protein-coupled receptor activity. Gene Ontology annotation, cellular component: membrane. Lineage: Eukaryota; Metazoa; Priapulida; Priapulimorpha; Priapulimorphida; Priapulidae.